UUGGAGUAAGGAGACGUUACGAAUCGGAGGAAGUCUUCUUCAGAAAAAUCAAAUCGGAAGAAAAAAUCGAACGAAACUUAAAUGGGAAUUGAUAAUGUCUGGUACAGUUUAACCAAUUCGAACCGAAACAAAAUCAAAUCGGGAAAUAACGUUAUUCUAAAUUCGGUUUUUAUUGGUUGGUUAUUACUUAUUAGUAACCUUGUGCGACGGCUCGAAUCAGCUACUAUCAUAGAUAACCAGGAGCUGCGCCGUCCGUCGCCGUCGGUAUCAGCGGGAAAAGGAAGUUCCUUUGACGGAGGCUCAGAAUAUCUUAUUACCGCGAGUCUUGAUCGUGACUGCAGGAAGUUUGGUGGUGGUCGUGGUACUCUAGUUGCAAUGACAACGGAAACGGGAAGGAAGAAGAGAACUCCACAGAUUCUUAAGACAGAUACGAGCCAUACGGCACUAAAACUUGCUGAGAAGUGGGUUGCCAAUAUGACAACGCCUGCAGAGGAUGAGCCUGAACAAGAAGUUCGAACCCACGGGCUUGGACUUGGUGCUAAAGUGUCACGGCAAAUGAAGCGUAGACCUUCAGACGACCCUCUUGAUCAAAAACUACAAGCCAAGUUUGAUGCAGGGAGAAGAAAACAUGCAAGAACUGACGCACAGUCUGCUAGUGCCAGUAAGAACGCCGGUGAUGACACUGAGGAUGAUGAUGACGAAUCAGAAAGCAAAAGCCAAGCGUUCGGAAAGAAAAGGCAAAACAGAAGUACGCGUUGUUAGUACUAUAGUUUAGAAUCAUGGGCUUGUUUAUUUGGUUCAUUGUUCGAACAUGAUUGCUAACAAACAUAAUCUUUAUCUUAUUUAAAGUUCAAGCCUCAUGUUAUUACCA
Brassica napus (rape) is the source of this 871-nucleotide messenger RNA. RefSeq lists its product as uncharacterized. NCBI's taxonomy places the organism in Eukaryota, Viridiplantae, Streptophyta, Magnoliopsida, Brassicales, Brassicaceae. Bases 82 to 762 code for a protein of 226 amino acids. The record is from RefSeq and is a predicted model, not a curated record. The transcript has 4 exons.